ACCACCUUCCACAUCCAUCAGGCCCUCCUCUGCUCUGCCUCCCCCUUCUUCUCCCGCGCCCUCAACGGCCGUUUUAGAGAGGGCACCACCAAGACCGUAAACCUCCUCGACGACGACCCGCGCAUCGUCGCGGCGUUCGUCGCGUGGCUGUAUACCGGGCAGGUGUUCGGUAUGUUCGGCAUGUUCGGCUGCGGCGGGCCGGCUUGGAUUGAUCUUUGUCAGUUGUGGAUUUUUGGCGACCGGAUCGCGGCGCGGAGGCUGCAGAAUGAAGCUAUGCAGCUGUUUCUGAACUCGAUCCGAGAUAAGAACGGGGACGCCGCCAGGUUCGACUUUAGCAAUGAGAGGCAUGCACAGGCAAUCGACGAGAUCUACGAGAACACAGCACCGGAUUCGCCGCUCCGGGAGGCGAUUGUUGACGCGUUUAUGCGGCAGAAAGGUUCGAAGGACCUCCCCAGCAACAUGUGGCUGCCGAAGGAG
Eremomyces bilateralis CBS 781.70 is the source of this 477-nucleotide messenger RNA. RefSeq lists its product as uncharacterized. The annotation marks the transcript as partial. Lineage: Eukaryota; Fungi; Ascomycota; Dothideomycetes; Eremomycetales; Eremomycetaceae. Gene Ontology annotation, molecular function: protein binding. The record is from RefSeq and is a predicted model, not a curated record. The transcript has a single exon.